Pelobates cultripes (western spadefoot toad) is the source of this 11702-nucleotide messenger RNA. NCBI's taxonomy places the organism in Eukaryota, Metazoa, Chordata, Amphibia, Anura, Pelobatidae. The record is from the annotation of a GenBank genome assembly.
GUAGCGGCUGUGCAGCUUGUCCGGUGUGCGGUUCAUCAUGGAGUUCGAUCUGCGAGAGUAUUUCCGAGCGGCCUUUGAGGACAAGUUGCUGGUGUGAGGGCAUUAUCACUGCGAUCAUUUCACCCUUUGUAGUUCAGAUCAUGUGUUUACUGUUGAUAGUGGUGUUAUACACAGAUAUCUAUUUAUUGUUUGCUAUAUAGCUCAUCGUCUAUCUUCCUUCUCUAUAACCUACAAUGAGUCUCCGUGGUUUGGGUUUAGUUUUUUUUUUUAAACUUUUGAAGUGCCGAGAGACCGUGCAUUCAGAUGGGUCACACUGCUCUGUGCACUCAAGAGUUAACCAUCACUCAUUCAGUGGAUACUAACAGAUUAUAUAUCUGUGUAGAUCUAUAUCAAUUGUUACAAAUACGGUUUAAAUCUCACCCAUGGCCUAGGAAAAAUAUAGGAUUUCACCUCACAAAUUUCUACUUUCUCCAUGCCAGCUAUGAUUCUAAUUAUACAAUUUGAAAUCUCUUUGCAUUAUUACUUUUGUGAAUAACUCUACAAGUAAAGGAACUCUAUAACCUGGAAAUAUUGCUGAAAUGGUGGCGUACAUCUUCACUUUCAGUCAGAUGGUCUCAUCUGACUGGCACAGCAUGACAUUUUACCAUGCAUGCUCACUAGCCUCCUAAUGCUUUCUUAGGGCAUUUAACCCUGACAGCAGAGGCCUGGUCACCUUAAUGGUGAAUAGGGCACAAUCGCAUUAGGAAUUCACAUUUGUGAAAUUCACAUUUCCUUUAAAAGAACAGUCAACACCUAAGGUACAUAAGGUUACUGGACUGUUUGUAGUGUUCCUCUUUCUUCAAAAGUGCAUAUUUCAAUGGAAAUUUGCACUUUUUUUUUCUAUAUUUUAACCUUGUCCUGGUACUUCCUGGUUAUUUAGCUCACUGGAACUAAACUCAAGAAGAGGGAAUUGCUCAGAGCACCUGCUUUGCAAAGGCUCAUUUGGAAGACUGUGAUUGGACAGCACCAGACAAUCUUGGCUGGGUUAGAAGGGUAGGGCUUGCAAAGGUAGGAGAUUAAAUCUGCGGGUCUUGUAGAUACCCCCAAUUGAUGUGUAAUGAGUUAAAUUAUGCAUUUUCACAUUCUAAUCUGGCUAUUUUGGUCUGCACUUUGCCAUUCACACGACAAUUCUCCACAAUUCCCUGGUUAGGGCAGAAACCCCUUACGACUGAAAGAUGUGAUGAUGCUAUUAUUUGUUGACAACAUAACAGGGAUAUCCAGAAUAUUUUGGCAUAUUAGAGGUCUGAUCACUGAGUAAGAAUGCAUACCAUUUGAGUAUCUCUUCUGGCAAUUUAACGUGUGGACUAUUUACAGGCCAAGUUGUUAUUUUUAUGAUGAAAUAAACCAUCAUUGUGCCUUAAAGCAGAUCUGUUAAUCCCCCCCUCCCGCCCCCCAUAGGUAUGUCCCACCAAAUCCCCCCCACUGCUGCUAGUUUUUCUCUUUCUCUUUGAAAAUAUGCAUUGUUAAAAAAAAACUAACAAAAACCACAAAGAUUUGCAGAGGGAUGAAGGAUGGAGCUUUAGUCGAGCUCCACAGCCUUUGUCAUGGUCUAGUCAAUUUGUGUUCACCUUCUUCCAGCUUCACGUCUCUUCCGGGAGCGGUGUGUCACGCAUCCUCUGUAUUGAUUCUGUUAUGAUUGAAAGAGCAAACACAGGUCAUUGGAAGCCUGCGGCAUCAGUGUCAUUUGACGCACAUGCCUUCGGAAGGGCAGAACAUGAGGUGCCCUGAAAGAAGACUUAGAGGGGCCUGAACAAUGUUGGAAAAGGUGAUUGUACUGGUCCUGGAGCCUGAAAAGGUUGUGGAGGCUAUGCGGGGGUGGAUUUAGGGAAAUAUCCUUGGACUAGGGGUCAGGCACUAAAUCUGUUCAAUUAUUAAGAUAAUACAUAUCUCCCACUAAGAUGAAGCCCCUGUUUAUUGCAGUGUUCUACUGAAAUCUUACACAAGCAUGCACCAGAUGGUAGUCUGACACGCUGCUCUUCUCUGUUCUGUUAAUUCUUAGGUUUGCAAAUGGAGGCUUAUCACAGAUUUCUACAGGAGGCAAAGAAGAUAAAAGGGGCUUGUUUAAAAUACAGAGAAAACUAAGAGCUUUAUGAAUAUUUGCCUGAGCAGGAUGCCAAAGUUGUUGUUUUUCUUUAAUAAGAGUUGCUUGGUUGACCAUGUUUUCUUAAAUUGUUUUAAGAUAAAGAAAAGGAAGAUAUUGCAGACUAGACCUUUUGUGUACUAACCCUUAUCCUGUCUAAUGCAGGAAGAUGCCAGAACGGGAGGAUGAUUUCCUGACACCAGCCACUCGGCUCCUGGAGAAAAGGCGAGAAAUGGUGGAAGUAGAGCAAGCUCUCAAUAGCCAAAAAGAGGUGAAAUUUCACACAUGUUCGUUUAUUUGAAUAUAUAUAUAAUUUUUUUUUUUUUUUUUUAACCGUACAGGGUUAUUCACUGUGGCAAACCUAGCCACAUGUGUGUUGCUGAACUAUAUGUACAAAAGGUUGUCUGCAAUAACCGCUGGAUUAUAUAUUGUAAUAUUGGUCUGUACUGCUAUGUGUAUAGAAUUCGUAUGCUAGCAGCCGAAAGCCGCUAGCAUUCAUGUAUUUCGUUUCACGAACAGAGACUUUACCGGCUAUUCGUGAAACGAAUGAGCUACCCCCCAGUAGUCCACACAUAGAGGGACGUGUGGCACUCAUUAACCGAUUGCAACAUUGUUGCAAUCGGUAGUUAAAGGCUUUCCUAGGUGGCCGUCGUUCGGCUACUGACCACGCGGCGGUCGGCCAUCUUGGAUCCUUUGUUUCACCAGCGGUGUUUGGUCGUCGAGCGCGUGGAGCCGAAAUUGGCUACUCGGCGGCGCGAAAACCGCUGGACUUCCAGGCCGUUCGGGAGCUCCGGUCUUUCAAUAUUGUGGUUCCCCAUCGGUGUUCGGUACUUUUAGGCGAACACAAUUUUAAAGUGUAUUUCGUGCGGCGUUCGGUUGUUUAAGCUGGGAUCUGAGCGGUAUUCUCACGAAAUGUGCACUCAGACCCCAGCUAUCUACCUAACGUCCAUUCGGCUAAAUAACCUGAAUAUUGGAAAAGUUAUAGAUUUUCAUGUAAAAUGUCGGUUCUGCUGCACGGAGGGAUAAUCCACUUAACGGUAUAUUCCAGUGGGAGUAUCCCUCUCGUCCAGCAGUGCCUGAUGGGAGAAAUGUCCAGAUUGUUAAAUCCCCCAUGUAGUCCCCUACUGUAUUACCCCUGCAAUGUCAGUAGGGAAACCCCUUGCAUGGGGACUUGCAUAAAUACUGUGACCUCUGAAUAAAAACCUGAGUUGACUCCCAGAACUGUGUUUUGUCCGGUUACUGGGAGAUUUGGGAUAUUGCCUUACUUUUCAGCAUUUGACUUUGGAUUACUUUCUGUACCAGCGGAGAUCGUGGAAUUUAAUAUUGCAGCUCCGCUACAUUCACUAUCCUUCAAAUUGCAGUGAAUAGCAAAAUUGAGGCCAAAAUAUAAGAUCUAAAAAAUUUUUUUUUUUUUUUUUAAAUCUCUGUUGAAGUUCCUAAAACUCAACCUCUCCAAGACAAACUUACUCCUUGUCAUUUCAGCCACUAAAGUUGCAUCUGAGGCCGGGUUAUUUUGUGUGAUCCUGACUCUGACUUUUCCUUCACCACUUACAUAAAAUCUAUUGCCAAAUCCUGUCUCUUUCCCCUUAAAAACAUUUUUUGCAUUUGCCCCCCCCUUUCACUCAGUAUGUAACUAAGAUGCUUGUCCAUCUUUUUGUUGUUUCCUGCCUUCAAGGGACACUGUAGUCUCCAGAAAUACUACAGCCUAAUGUCUAGAUGUCAGUCUAUAGCCUGAAAACUGCCCAGAUUGCUCUUCUACAGUCCAUAAUGAACACCUCUGCCAGACUCCUCUACCUUAUGUCCAGCAACUCUCACACCUCACUUCUCUGUCAGUCUCUACUCUUGUUCCUGGUUUCAUUUAGGAUUUCGUUCACAAUUCUCGACCUGUUCCUAUACCAUACUGCAACCUAGAUUCUCGACUGCAGGACCCCUGCAGUGUUGUGCCCUCCUUACGGAAUGCCCUCCACUGGUACAUUUGACUCUGCCAGUCUCUGCAGUCCAAAAAAAUUCCUCAAACGCAUUUCUUUAGAGAAGCCUAUCAGCUCAAACCUUCUUCUCAUCCCUUAAUACCAUUUCUAUGCUCCCUCUACCCAAACACCACCACACCAAUACUUCAGAAUGAUUCCCUCACCUUUCUUGUAUUUGUCCCUCAUUCAUUUAAAUUGUGAGCUCGUUUAUGAAGGGCCCUCAUUGCCUACUGUUCCCAUAUGUCAAACAUGUUUUGUGAGAAUUAAAUGUUUGUAUUGUUUACCUGUUGUACUGCAGAAUAUGUUGACGAUAUAGAAGUAAUUAUAAUUAUAUUUGCAGUUUGGCUAGAUUUAACUUACAUUGUGCAUUCUGAAUUGUCUUUUUAUUGCAAUUUGAACUUUCAUGAAUAACCAAGAGUCUUAUUAAUGGUUUUUAAUUCAACCCACCCAAAAUAAAUGCUUUUAUUAUUGUUGCUGUAUGGUGCCUGUUUAAUAUUAAGUGAAAAUUGUUUUUGGUGCAAGAAGUGUGUUGUAAACUAAGAUAUCUCUAUUAAAGGAGUUCCAGAUGAAGACAGAGAGUCUACAGCAGCGUAGCACUGAGUUGGAGCACAAAGAAGAGAAGCUCAAAGAUUCGUUGUUCAAAUUUGAUAAGUUCCUAAAGGUAUAAUAUGCAGCAGAAUAUCGGGGUUAUUCACUGUAAUCUGAAUGAAGCAAAAACCAUCCACUUCUAUACAGUCAUUUUGCAAAGUCAGCCAGCCUCCUGCCCACAGUCUAUGGGGUUGGUACCAAGAGCCUCUAAAAGGGGCUAUUGUCCCUGUGGAGAGGGGUAUGGGGAUGCUUACUGUGCUUUCCAGCAGGAACUGAGGACCUCUGGGGAUCAUUUGGAUUUGUUUUACACAUCAAGCACCUGACUGGAGAUACCUUGAAAAACUCUGUGAUUGUGCCACAGUCCAGUCAAUCUUUAAGUGGGUAUUGCUUAGUCCGCCAACUUCGACCUCCCAGAGGUCCGGUAGCACCUUAUUGGUGACCGGGACAAAUCCAUCCCAGGAUUGGAACUCCUCACCAUAUCCGAGAACUCGCUUUUAAUUAAUUUUUUGUGUAUUAUACCACUCUUUAACUCGCUUUUAAUUAAUUUUUUUGUACCAAUAAAGUUUUUUCCAUUUUUUGGAAAUCACAUUCAGUGAACUUAUUGGGUAAAGAAGAAAACUUCUACAGCACCAUUAAGGGAGUGGGGUCCCUUCUAACUUCCCCACCUGCACCUGUGGUGAGCCUUAUUUAUAGGCUCCAUAUUUGUGAGUACCAUAUCCUAGAGUUACUCAUCUGUUUACUGUAUUUUACUGAAUUGCACUAGGCUUGGGCCUUGUCUUUUUGUCUUUUGCAGUGAUACCAUAUGUGAAUACCAACUACACUCCACCUUUUUUUUCUAUGUACGUAUAUCUGAGAAUAGCCCCAACAUAAUAAAACUUUAACAUGCUGUAACUUGGGUAUGGAUUCUUCGAUCAGUGGGAUAUUUAGACAACAAUGGCAUUUCGUGACAAGCUUUCCAGUGAUCUAUAUUGUGUGGUGCUACGGUCCACUAAGAGAUGGUUCUGGCAGACAUUUUGUGUGGUGUGCCUCUAGGACUGUGAGGGCAAAGCAGGCAUCUAAUUGUGUUAGCUGGGAAUAAUAUAAUCAAGUCCCCAGACAGUGUCAACAAUGCUAUGUAGUAAUAGCUGUGUUCUGUACAAUAAAGGCCAUUCUACCCCUACAUUUAGACUCUGUCUAAUGUGUGGGGGAAAAGCUAUACAACGUGUACAGGAGAAAAGGUCUUCUUAAGUAUAAUCACUGCAGCCUGGAAGAGGUUAUCAGAGACUCCAGUCAAACACUUCGACUGGGUCUAAAGUGCUCACCUGGUGGAGGUACUCAGUCGGAGUACAGGAGCUCCAUCAAAAGCUUGAAAUGUGUCAAGAUUUCAGAUUGUUCUAAUGCUUUCAAACAGCUGAAAUCCAGGUCUGGUUGCUUAAAUAUGCCACAGCCAGUGGGCAAAUAGUUUAAAAAGAAAAGAGCCCUCACACCGCAGAGGCUUUUUAAGUAUGUGGCAGCUGGCUGUCAGUGGCUACAUUAAAGUUUAUUUUAUUUUUUAUUUUAUUUUAGAUAGGAGGGCCUGACAUUGGUCUUCCCCAUGCCGCCACUCUUGGGCACUGAGUGGAGGCUAAGCUUAAACAAUGGUGGGUGGACUCGAAUUGCCAACCCUGUUCCCACUGGCAUUUAGGCUAAAAAUGGGUGUCAUACCUUCAUUUUCCUUUCUGCCACUGGCUUUGCUAUUAUUAUAUACCCUUACUGACCACACAAUCAACCAUUUAAUUCCAUAAUAGUUGGUGUUUUCUCACAAAGGACUUGUUUUACACUGACGUUUGAGUUAAUUGUGUCUGCUUUGGUAAGGACAUGUAUAUCCUGAGAUUUAUUGUUUUACUGUUGCCCCAAAUUAUACAACACGUAUUGAUUGAAAUUCUGAAGACUGACUUUGCUUUACUUAUGUUGUGUCUGUUCUCCUGCUGUAAUGUAGGAGAAUGAUUCAAAGCGAAAGCGUGCAAUGCGCAAGGCAGCUGAGGAACGGCAACUGGCAAUACAAAAAGAGAGAGAAUUCCUGCGACUGCAGACUGAGAAUGCGCAGCUGAAAUGCAGAAAGGAUGCUUUACUGCACCGUCAGGAAAAGAACAACAUUUACCAACGCUACUUGCAAAGAGUACUGGAGGGGACUGAUGAGGUAUGGAAGUUUAGAACCUAGCUGGGAGAGAGCAGGUGUUGGGCGCUAUAGCGCCCUCCAAUUAUUUCCCUUUGACUUUUACCCUUCAGCUGAUACACAUAUAGUAAGAGCAGCUCAGUAUAGUAGCAGCAUGCUCAGUCAGAAUCAAGAGACCAGAGAAAAAAUAGUCCAAGGUCAGGUUACAGAAAUAUAUAGUCCGAUAUAGAGGAUGACAAGAAGAAUAAAACAGAAACAAGGCAAUGCAAUACAAAGAAGCUCAGACCAAGGGAUCAGCAAGUUUAAAGGGACCCAUGGGAAAUGCAGACACACACAAAUGCACAGCAUUGGAAACUCAUGAUACUAUAUCGUCUUUGUUGGUUUAAUGCAUGUUCUAAUUUUGGUUCGGAAAAUGUGAGCGAUCAGAAAUGUCUGGUUUUGUCUUAAACACCAUGAAGCCGUAGGAAUAAAAUAAAAAAAAUCACCAUCUAUGAAAGUCUGUUACUAUCUGACUGAUAUGUGAUUUAGGUGUUCUUUAGAUUAUGUGCUACUAUGACAUAAGAUUGUAUCCUUUGUCUCCAGUUCCAAGAAGUGCAGGAAAUGAUAGACCGGUUCAACACACUGAUGGUGACCCAAGAAAAGCUCUUGCAACGAGAGGUGAAGAACCAGGAGAAGAUUGAGAAGGAGAAAGCUCAGCUGCUACACUACCAGGAGGAGACCCGCAGCCAGAUCCUGGAGCAGAAUAAUCAGCUGGCAGAUUUGCAGGGAAGUCUGGAGAAAGCAAGAGCGGAGGUUCUUCAGUGGGUAUGAUUGAUUCCUUAUACAUUCUAUUUAACACGAGGCUAGAAAUGACUCGUCUGUAUGUGUAGCUUUUUACAAUGUUUUGUUUCCCUGACAGUACAUGCCCGUCACAAACAUAGAGCAAUGAAUAAGAGGACAAUGCAUACACUUAACUUAUUGCAUGUUUAAAGACACAUAACAAAUACAGAAGUGAGAGUUGCUAGCACAGAGAAAGGAAUGACAAAAGUGUUAAGCAAAAAUCUAAAUAAGCAUAAUCACAGCCGGUUGAAAAACAGAAGAUGAUGCUUGUUGCACCAGCCAAGGCAAAUUACCAUUUUAGAUGACACUCAUUAUACUUGCAAAGAUAGUCUGCAAAUAAUCAUUGGCAGGAAGCAUUAUUGUUGUGCACAUAAGAAGAUUGAAAUAAUGAAGAAUUGUCUGAAAUGAUAGACGACGAUAUGGUGCCUCCAUGUGCCAUUUAGAACAGAGAAAGCACAGCUAUAGGCAUAGGAGUCUCAUGAAAAGGAGCUAUGCCAUAGGUAAAUGCACUAUCCAUCCAAAGGGUUAACAUCUUUCUUACUGGCGGUGGCGGCCUAAAGAAAGCUGGUUCAAGAUCUUUUAUGGCCUGUCAAUUUUUCAGAAAAUGAAGGCUGGAAUGGCUCAAACCUCUCCUUAGCAGCCUAUGUAUUGGUUCGAAUUGCAUCUUGAUGCAGUAGCAGACUUAGGAGUUGAUCAUUUAGCCCAGAAAUUGAUACAUAACUCGUCCAACUUAUCUAGUUCAGAGGACUGGGUGUAGGAUAAGGACUAGGUACAAAAGGCAUGUUCCAUCUUUGUCAGCACCUGCAGUCUGCAUGUAAUCUGUCAGCACAAGUGGAUAGAAAAGAUUAAUAAGAUUUUGGUGGGAUAACCCCUUGCUGAGCCAGGGGUGAGAAGUGGGGACCUAAAGUGACUUUAUCUAGGUUUAGAGGUUGUCCAACUAAAAGAGAAGCAGCCUCUCCUGCCAAAAACUACAAGAUUCUGUAGUUUUCUGUAUACAAGGCUCUGUAUCUGCUCCAUCCCUGUAAAGCACCAGAAUAGGCAAGUAACGCUAGGUGUUGCUCAUUUUUGAAACUCAAAAGGUUAUGUGAUAGUAGGAAACAACAAGGCUGAACCAAGAAAAACUGCUAGGAGUUUUCAUACUAAAGUUCUGUAUAUCCAGUGCUUUACACUUUGCAGAGAAGUGGGCAAACAUAAGAACAAGCUUGCAUAUCAAAUCUGGUUCAAAUGACCAAUUAGAGAAGAACUUGUGAAAGUAGCAAACCCUAAACUCUGAUGCAUUUAUGUUUUGGGUUAUCAGGAGUCACGUUGGGCACAAAUACAGAACACUGCUGCGGAGAAUACACUGCGGCUGGGGCGCAUCAGAAUGGCAACACUGAAUCUUUUCCAUAUCAUCACCAAACACAUGCACAUUAAAACUGAUAUUUCACUGGAGGAUACGGAGGAACAGCUUGAAAAAGUAAGUGGAUCAUAUUUAUUUAGAAAUUCCAAAAUCGAUGUUGACAGGCUGCUUAAAAGGACAUUCUAGACACCAAAACAACUUAAUCUAAAUGAAGUUGGUAUGAUGCUAGGAGACUCAGGAGGGGUUGGGUGGGGCAUGCUUACCUCAAGGGAUUUAACUGUUCGAGAACUGUUUAACCCUUAAGUUGCCUCCAGCACGGCAUCCGGCUUCUGAAAUUCCACUUUCAUAAGGCGUUGAGUGCUGCUGGGCAGGGGCGCCGCUGUUUUAUUUAACAAAAAUAAAACCAAAAUGAAGAAGCCAUGUGUGAAAAAUUAAGUACACUCUUACUGCUUCCAUAAGAAUUAUGAGGCUAUGUAGCAGACAAGUGCUGCUUAUCAUAUGCUUGAUUGAUCAUCUAGAGCAUCGGUGUAUGUUAAAAUAAUGCCAAGGAGGAAAGACAUCAGCAUUGAUGUUAGAGAAGCAAUUGUUGCUGCCUAUUAAACUGGUAAUGGUUAUAAGGCAAUUUCAAACAACUUAAAGUCCAUCAGUCUACAGUGAGAAAGAUUAUUCAAAAGUGGAGAAAAUUCAAGACAGCUGCAAAUCAUCCAGGAGUGGACAUCCCACCAAAUUCACCCCAAGGUCAAACCAUGCAAUUCUCAGAAAAAUUGCAAAAAAUCCAAGAGUUACAUCUAAGUGUCAUCUUAACAACAUUAUGGGCCCCUGGGCAAAGCAGUGCACUGGAGCCCUGCCUACACAACAACUCACAGGAAUAAAAACGUAAAUUAUAGAUACAACUAAGCUUAUAUUUAUUAGUACCUCCAACAAAUGCAAUACAUACAUACAUACAAUUCAUACACAGAGACUGCUGAAUACAUUCACACACCGAUUGCUGGAUACACACACUUAGACAGACUGCUGAGCACACAUAGAGAGUGCUGAAUACAAACACGCGUGCGCACGCACACACACACACACACUGCUAAAUACACACAAAGACUGCUAAAUGCACACACACACACUGCUAAUUACACAUAAAGAGACUGCUGAAUACAUGCAGACUGCUAAAUGCACACAGACUGCGGCAACACUUCACACAGCCUUCUGGUUGGAGGAGCGAUCUGCCUUACGGCUUGGCCUCUCCUGAAGCCCUGGGUCCUAACUCCUUCUCUCCUCAAUCGAAGGGUGCCUGGGCUGGCGAGAGAGAUUUCUGAUCUCCUCACCGGCCCGAGGGGACACAUGGCCAGAAAACAAGGCCGCCUCUCCACUGGCCGGCAGGGGCGAUCAAAGGAUCUCCCCUGUCGGCUGGGCAGUGCGGCGGGUCCUCUAUGCCUAUGUAGCCCCCGGGAAACUGCCCAGCGUACCCAUGGAAAAAGACGGCCCUGUUCUAAGACUCUACAAGCCUAAGUUAGCAUGUUAUAAUUCAUUUAUGUUAUAAUUCAUGACAGUACUAUUAGAAAAAGACUGUACAGGUAUGGUUUAUUUGGAAGGGUUGCCAAGAGAAAGACUCCUCUCUUUAAAAAAAAAAAAAAAAAAGGUUUAGGUCAUUUGGACAAAAUACCAGCAAACCUUAAUGAACUGAAGCAAUGUUGUAAAGAAAAGUGGCCCAUAAUUCCUCCACAAUGAUGUGAGAGACUGAUAAAAAAAUUACUUCAAGUUACUGCUGCUAAAGGUGGUUCUCCAAUCACAAGGUGUACUUAGUUUUUCACACAUGGCGUCUCCAUUUUGACUUUUUGACUUUUUUUUUUGAUUGUUCAUCUAUGUAUUUGCCUAAUUUUAAGACCUGCUAAGGAACAGAUGAUUAAUAUAACAAGAACAGUUUCUGCAACAUCAAUGAUCUACCUAUUGGGCACCUCUGAUCCAUAAUGACUGAUUUUUUUUUUUUUUUUUCAGUUGGCGCAGAAACUUUUUUUUUUUUUUAAAGCUCGGUUUCAAAGCAGCUACAUUUCUUAUGAUACAUACUAAGAGUUCACUGUAUAGAUAGCGUGUUCAAUACACAGUAUUAGAAAACUUUUAACAUGUCACUAUAAAACCAGGGGCAGGCAAACUUGAUUAAAUUGAUUUGCAAAAAACAGAAGAUACUACUGCUGCUGUAUAGACAAGAUGAGACUGCCAGGCAAAGAGCAGAGGACUCCUGUAUUUCUUUCAAGCCAAUUUAUAUUUAUAUUCUUGAUAUCUUCUAAUGUCAUAUUGUUGCUCCCACAGGUUAAGAUUUGCUUUAUGGAUCUUGAAGCCAUAUAUAAAGAUUUGAAAAAGACUGACCAAUUGUCUCCAUCCUCUGCAAUACCUACAACCAACUAAUGGACACUUGGAAAAACAUGUUUUUGGACUAUUUAAAUAGUGCGGAACUCUCCUCCCUUGUAAAGGGAAACCACUCCUAAGAAUUUGUGAUUUUUGUGUCCACAAGUCAGAACAUUUUUGUUUGUUUGUACAUUUGAGUUCUCAAUGUUGUCUAGAUAAUUUAGGGAUUCCUUUUAAUAUUAAUUUUAAAAAAAUCUAAAUAUUAUAUAUUUAAGUAUGCUCUUUGUAGGUAUUCCCUUAUCCCACAUCACCUGGUACCUGAAUUAAAUGAGAAAUUCAAUGCAGAAAGCUUUGAAUACAUCUUCAUAUUCCUAACACUAAAGUGUUCCUGUAACAUCC